Rhinolophus ferrumequinum (greater horseshoe bat) is the source of this 1557-nucleotide messenger RNA. RefSeq names its product CD164 molecule like 2 (gene CD164L2). The coding region runs from base 489 to 1004 and encodes 171 amino acids. NCBI's taxonomy places the organism in Eukaryota, Metazoa, Chordata, Mammalia, Chiroptera, Rhinolophidae. The transcript has 8 exons. The record is from RefSeq and is a predicted model, not a curated record. Gene Ontology annotation, cellular component: cytoplasmic vesicle.
UGGGGGAUGGUGGCUGAAGGACGCUGUCAUACAGAGGGAAGCCCCUAGAGCAACUAUAGCAGUGUCAGGGUGACUCUGUGGCAUGAUGGGGUUCAGAGAUCACAGGGUGGCAGAGAGGAUGGCAAGGGAAGAUGGAGUGUGCAGGUGAUGGGACUUUGUGUCACCAUGACCGUGUCACAAGAGCUGACGUACGUACUGAGGUGACAAGUUACUUAAGUGAUGAGGGCUGUAGGGUCCUGGAAGGAAGUUACCAGGUGACUGUGGUGAGUGGGCACCGGAUGAGUGAGACAGAGCAGUUUGGACUGACAGUGAUCAGGCAGGAUCUGGAAAGCCAGCAGGGUGGAGGGGGUACUUCCCCGAAGCAGCUGGAGAUCGGAAGCUGGGAAGAACUUGGAAGCAGAAAGCCUGGCAGCUCAGUUCCAGGGCAGGCCCCUCUCAACUUCCCAUCUCGGGCAUCCUGGCAGGUUGGAGUUUGGGGUGCUUAGCCGAUGGAGGUGGUCAGGAGCGUAGACUGGAUUCGAUCCCCAAUUCCUCCAUUUCCUAGCUGUGUGACUUUGGGUAAAGGAGCUCGAGGCUUUGGGCGGGGAGCCCUGCUCCGCAUGAACAUCUGGCCAGCUGUCCAAGGGGCCUGCAAACAACUGAAGCUCUGUGAGCAUUGUGUAGAGGGGGACAGAGCACACAACCUCUCUGGCUGUGUGUGGGAACAAUGUCGGCCGGAAGAGCCAGGACACUGUGUGGCCCAAGCUGAGGUGGUCAAGGAAGGUUGCUCUGUCUACAACAACUCAGAGUCAUGUCCAGCAGCCCACCACCACCCCACCUAUGAACCGAAGACAAUCACAACAGGGAUCCCCUCUGUCCCUGAAGCCCACAACCCUGGCUUUGAUGGGGCCAGCUUCAUUGGAGGCAUCGUGCUGGUGCUGAGCCUACAGGCAGUGGGCUUCUUCAUCUUGCGCUUCCUCAAGGCCAAGGACAGCACCUACCAGACACUGGAGGAGAACCAGUAGGUGACAGCCAGGCGAGACUUUGGCCUGCAGCUGUGUGGCCGCGGGCAGGACCUUGGCCAUGUGUGCGGUUUGGUUUUCCUCUGAGAAGGGGAGCUGCUCAGAGGCCCCUGUGUGCCGUGUGUGCUGUGGGGCGGGUCACUGCAGCCUCAAUUAAAGUGUUUGCUCUUCCAGCUGCUGCCUGCUCUCUGGGGGUAGGGGUCCUUAGCCUGGCUGAGGCAGGGCCACUGCCCUGACUGCCCUCUCUGUCUGGCCUCUGCAGAAUCUGACCCCCUUCAGGCCUGGAUUCCACACUGAGGGGAAGAAGGAUGAAGAGGCUGCUUUCUUGCCCCCCUUGUGGGCACUGGGGGUGGGAAAAACUUUAGGCACCAAUUUUUGUCCCCUGCAAGCACCGAGCAGUCCCAGUGCCCAAUGCUGACUUCCCCUCCUGCCCUGGGCCUGGUACCUGCAGCUGGCAGCAUCCUUCGACCACCUCCUGCCUCAUCCAUCAUCCCUGCGAGCCUCCUGCUUGGCACUGGGUCUGUGCCUGCCUGGACACUACCCCUAAAUAAAGGAA